This is a messenger RNA of Xenopus laevis (African clawed frog), 4098 nucleotides long. It is a transcript of the gene usp38.S, whose product is annotated as ubiquitin specific peptidase 38 S homeolog. Bases 179 to 3295 code for a protein of 1038 amino acids. NCBI's taxonomy places the organism in Eukaryota, Metazoa, Chordata, Amphibia, Anura, Pipidae. Gene Ontology annotation, molecular function: cysteine-type deubiquitinase activity. The record is from RefSeq and is a predicted model, not a curated record. The transcript has 11 exons. Gene Ontology annotation, biological process: protein deubiquitination; ubiquitin-dependent protein catabolic process. Gene Ontology annotation, cellular component: cytosol; nucleus.
UUCGCCACACCUACUAGGCGGCUACGUGACGCGUCACUGCGCUUACGUACGGCCCUGACAUCACAGUCUCGCGUGAUGAGACUUGUAGCGUCGGGAUUUUCCGUAAGACAGGAAUCAAGGAUCUUGCAAUUAACAGCUUUGCGGGACAUAUGCAGCAAUUGGAUCUCUUCAACUCACAAUGGACAAGAUUCUGGAAGGAUUGGUGACCUCCUCGCAUCCCUUAAAUCUGAAAAAAGUCAUAGUAAGGAAAGUUGUGGAAUCGGCUGAAAAUUCAAUAAAUGAAGAACAAUGCAAGGCCAUGUUCAGCCUGACUACUCGGUUAAUCUUGGAAGGACAGGAUCCCUUUCAGAAACAAGUUGGACACCAGGUGUUGGAAGCCUAUGCCAGAUACCAUCGGUCUGAAUUUGAGAAUUAUUUCAACAGGAACUUUGUUUUGAGCCUUUUGCAGGAAGGAUACAGAUCGUUGGAGCGCAAGGAUGUUGCUAUAUUAGAUUAUAUCCAUAAUGGACUCAAACUGAUUAUGAGCUGCCCCUCAAUUCUAGAUAUAUUUUCAGUCCUACAGGUAGAAGUGCUGAGAAUAGUCUGUGAAAGACCAGAGCCAUUAGUAGCUGCAAGGUUAAGCGAACUGCUCACUGACUUUGUGCAGUGCAUCCCCAAAGGGAAAAUGUCCAUUGCAUUCUGCCAGCAACUCGUAAGGACAAUUGGACAUUUUCACUGUAUAUCAACCUAUGAAAAGGAGCUGCGUGAAUAUGUUUCUCAAGUUACCAAAGUUAGUAAUUUGCUUCAAAAUAUCUGGAAGGUGGAGCCAUGUACUUUACUUCCAUCAUUGCAAGAGGUUUUUGCAAUUAUUUCUUCCACAGAUGCUUCAUUUGAGCCAUCUGUUUCUCUAGCCAGCCUUGUUCAGCACAUUCCCUUACAGCUGAUCACUGUCCUCAUCAGGAGUUUAACCACUGACCCCAACGUGAAAGAUGCAAGUAUGACUCAGGCUCUCUGCAGGAUGAUUGACUGGUUAUCCUGGCCCCUUGCUCAGCAUGUUGAGACCUGGGUGAUUGCUCUGCUUAAAGGGCUAGCAGCCGUACAAAAGUUUACUAUCCUUAUAGAUGUUACUUUACAGAAAAUUGAACUGGUAUUUCAUAGACUGUGGUUUCCUCUGGUAAGGCCUGGUGCUUUGGCUGUCCUCUCCCACAUGUUGCUUAGCUUUCAGCAUUCUCCUGAGGCUUUCCAUAUGGUUGUUCCUCAUGUUGUAAGUCUGGUCCAGUCCUUCAAAAAUGACGGUCUCCCAGCAAGUACAGCAUUCCUAUCUCAGUUUGCUGAACUGAUGCACUGUAUGAUUUAUCAUUAUUCUGGAUUUCCAGACCUUUAUGAGCCUAUUUUGGAAGCACUUAAGGAGCUGCCAAAACCCUCUGAAGAAAAAAUUAAACUUACGCUAAAUCAAAGCGCUUGGACUUCUCAAUCAAGUACUUUGGCAUCUUUACCCAGAUUGUCAGGAAAAUCAGAAACUGGGAAAACUGGGCUCAUUAACCUGGGGAACACGUGUUACAUGAACAGCGUUUUACAGGCACUCUUUAUGGCUACCGAUUUCAGGAGGCAAGUGUUAUCAUUAAACCUGAAUGGUACCCACUCCUUGAUGAAAACACUACAACACCUUUUUGCUUUCCUGGCUCACACUCAGAGAGAAGCUUAUGCACCUCAGAUAUUUUUUGAUGCUUCACGACCACCAUGGUUCACACCACGAUCCCAGCAAGACUGUUCUGAAUAUCUCAGGUUUCUUUUGGACAGACUGGAUGAAGAAGAAAAAACCAUCAAAGCUCUUUGCUCCAAACUGCCUUCAGAUGCUCCAGUUCCAGACGGCACUGUUGAAGAGUCUUCAGCUUCAGUCCCAGAUGACAUUUCUAAUCACUAUUGCACAAAAGAGAGCAAGGGCUGUGGCAAUAAAGAAAAAACUUUAAUAGAAAAUAUGUUUGGAGGAAAGCUGCAAACGAAUAUUUGUUGUUUGAACUGCAGAAGUACUUCAAAGAAAAGGGAAGCUUUUACUGACCUUUCCCUAGCUUUUUGUCCUACCUUAGUUGACAAAGCUGUACCGAGUACCUUAGGCUCCCCAAAGCAAAAAGAUGACGACUGCAUAGAAAUUGAUAUUACUCCUUCUGUUGAAGCUCCAUCUACACAUGUUCCUGCAACAGAAGAUCUUACUGUGGGGCCAGUGAAAGACCAAUCUGAAUGUGAAGACGUGAAAACGAAUGACAGUUGUGCUUUGGAGAACCCCACUUGUGCAAAUGUUGUCGAUUCUGAGAACAUGUCAACCCAAAACAAUAGAAGAGAGAGAACGCUUUCCGUUACAGACUUGCUGAACUAUUUUCUGGCUCCUGAGAUCCUUGAUGGUGAUAAUCAGUAUUAUUGUGAAAAGUGUGCUUCCCUUCAGAACGCUGAAAAGACUAUGCAAAUCAUGGAAGAGCCUGAAUACCUCAUCUUAACACUACUACGAUUUUCAUAUGAUCCAAAGUGUCAUGUGAGGCGUAAGAUCAUGGAUAAUGUAUCAAUCCCUCUGGUGCUGGAAUUGCCCGUAGAAAGAACUACCUCUUCAACCUCACCAGAGGACUGGACAAUAGAAACUGACGUCCCUGAUGUUAGUGAGAACCUUGCUAAAAAGCUGAAGCCCUCAAAUACAGAGGAACUGUGCUGUUCACGACUAGUACCCUAUGUUUUAAGUUCUGUUGUGGUACAUUCUGGCACAUCAUCCGAAAGUGGCCAUUAUUAUUCAUAUGCCAGAAAUGUUACGAGCACAGAAAGAUGUCUUUAUGCUGAGAAAUCCUGCUAUUUUCACGGUCAGUUGGUAGAAAGAGAAACUGGCAGCUCAGUUAUGACACACAAUGACACGCAAUGCAAUGAUAUCUCCAAGGAUUGGUUUCUCUUUAAUGACAGCAGGGUAACGUUUACAUCUUUCCAGUCUGUUUUGAAUAUCACCAGUAGGUUUCCAAAGGACACUGCAUAUGUGCUUAUUUAUAGAAAGCAUAACUUUGGCAAUUUAAAUCACAUCCAGUCUAGUUCAGCUAAUGGACUCUGGGUAAAUGGUGAACCGCCACUUCAGAAGGAGCUCAUGGAUGCUAUAACAAAAGAUAAUCUUCUGUACUUACAGGAGCAAGAACUUAAUGCCCGCGCCCGCGCUCUGCAAAACACUUCGGCCUCCUGCUCCUUUCGACCGAAUGGAUUUGAUGACAAUGACCCUCCAGGAAGCUGUGGCCCCAGUGGAGGUGGUGGAGAUGGAGGAUUUAGUACCCUCGGUAGACUUGUCUUUUAAAUGAGGCGUUGAGAUUCAUUUAUUCAUUUUUUUUCCCGAAGAAUUGUGGAAAAAUGCACUGAAGUCAACUCAAUGGCCACGUUGUAUAGCUUAAAGUUUGGAAUUUUUACUCUGUCAUGGAUACCCUGUAUCUGUGAACUGGUUAGGCAGCUUAAUUUAUUUCCUACAGAUAAUCAUUAAUGAUUGACACCGAUCAAUACAUUGUUGUCAUAUCCCUAAAAGGGGUUACAGAAAAGCUGCAGUAUAUUCCUACUAUAAAUGCAGACAACUGGAUCCUACUGUAUCCCAGUCGGAUCCGUUUUUUAAUUUACUAUGUGGACAGGUACGUAUCUAUUAUAUUGAACGACUGGUUUUUGGGAUUUUUUUUUCCUCCUUCUUUAAAAGUUGAAAGCUUUAUGGUGCAUUUUAUACCGAAAGCAAUAAUUUACACCUUUGUCUGCAUUUUUGUUUUCCAUCAGGGUAGUUCCUUAAAAUCUUACUAGUAAACAUAUCAGAGGAUUUGUGUGUGUAUAUACAUUUAUCAAAUGACUUUUAAGGGCGUUGCAUGUUCUGCUAAAAGCUAUACCCCCCUCCCCAUUGUUUUAACCAUAAGAAAACUUUAUAGUAUUUCUAUUACCAGAAUUUCUUUUACAAACUUCUACUUCAGGGAAUACAUCUGCUGUGUGACAGAGGGAAAGUAAUUUAUGUGCCUUGCAGUACUGUAAAUGAAGAAUCCAUUGGCUUGUAGAGUAUCAUGGGUUCUGUUCUACAUUGUCAACAUUACAACUUACAUUUUUUGUUUAAAGUAAACCAGUGGUUCUGUC